ACAAGGGCAUCACAGAGUUGAGAUUCUACGCUUGAACGUAACCGCUCUCGUCAAUGAUUACCUCUGUAUUCGCUUUUCUACUUUUAACCCAGUUUCACAUCAUCUUGUCUUCGUUGCACAGCUUUUGCCAUGGAGUUCGAAACACACACGCUACCCCAUCUCAUGGGCCGUUUUCCUGGUAUAUCUAUCACAGACCCAUACGUUAUCGACAGUUGCCAUAUCUCCCUGUUGGAUCUUCCCAAGCUUCUCCACGAAAAAGGAUUUCUCGAGAACCGGCUAGGCAAAUGCGCUGCCUAUCUACAGGUGCUACGCAAAAAGCAAUCUCGUAAUGAGCGACUCCUCAACGACAACCCAUCGCCACCGAGAAAAAAGAGGAAGAAGUUACAACAGAGCAACUAUGAAUUGAGCGCAGAGAUCAGAAACCGAGAACGGGAUGAAAGCGUACUUCUCAAUAGCCUUCAAACUUGCAAAGCGAACAUCUACAUUGCGGGAGCUCUUGCGUAUACUCCAACGAACAUGCGGUCUCCAGUAACUAACUGUGCUUCGAGUCCGACGCAAUACUCCUAUACGGAGUCUGAGCCAACAGAACUCAGCUGGAACGGAUGGGCGGAUGAGAUCAACACUCCUUUCCAAACGCCGAGCCAAGUCACCAUACUCAUGGGUGACCUCGCCCCAGACGCAUAUCUAGAUAAUGCAAAAGACUUUGUCGCAGUUAUCAAGAACAUCAAUCGUCCUCUUCCGCUUUCUCGGAUCACGGAGGAUGCUAUUAUGUUCCUUCCUGUGCCUCCCAACACGGCACACUCGCAAUUCUCGCACUCAGUUUUGGACCCUGAUGCUGUGGUAUUCGAAUCUGAUCCUACGCACAUCUCCAACAAAGGUGAUAUAUUCUCAGCUCAACCCGACAAGCUCAGCAUCUCGCCUUCGUCAGCUGCGCGACGAUCCUCCGACGCUGGAUUGCUGGCUGUCAUGCAAAGAGAUUUAACAUCCGAAUGUGAAGAGAGAUUCAAUGUCCCACGACAAAUCACAGAAUGGAGUAGAACAGGUUUGCCAAUGAGGAGGCGAAGGUCAAACUCUGUCUGAACACAUCAUCAUGAGAUCAGACGCCUGUCGAGAUGGUCAUGGGAAUAAAUUUGGUGGGGGACUCUGUCGUCUGAGUGUCGCCUGUCGUUGGUCGGAUGUCUGAACCGGCGCAUGUGCAUUCAUUGGCCUUGCUUGAUGCAUUGGAAGCUCGCAUGCAGAAUCACCCUGCAGGCAUUGCGGGUUUAUGUUUUUCUGAGUUCAACACAUCUUCAAACGAACAAAGGCUUUCGUAGCGCUUCAUAGGCAAUUGAGAACUCUCGAUAGUGUAAACGAAAAUACAGC
Dothidotthia symphoricarpi CBS 119687 is the source of this 1362-nucleotide messenger RNA. RefSeq lists its product as uncharacterized. Lineage: Eukaryota; Fungi; Ascomycota; Dothideomycetes; Pleosporales; Dothidotthiaceae. Bases 130 to 1080 code for a protein of 316 amino acids. The transcript has a single exon. The record is from RefSeq and is a predicted model, not a curated record.